Messenger RNA from Pistacia vera, 1701 nucleotides. Its product is annotated as berberine bridge enzyme-like 21. Bases 31 to 1614 code for a protein of 527 amino acids. Gene Ontology annotation, molecular function: FAD binding; oxidoreductase activity. The transcript has a single exon. The record is from RefSeq and is a predicted model, not a curated record. NCBI's taxonomy places the organism in Eukaryota, Viridiplantae, Streptophyta, Magnoliopsida, Sapindales, Anacardiaceae.
UCUUGUAAUUCAUCCAACUCUGAGGCCUCAAUGCUUCUUCUUCUUUUACUAAGCUUUCUCAAUCUUUCCUGUUCAUGGGCUGCUUCAGGUUCAGUCUACGAAACCUUUCUCCAUUGCUUAACACAUCAACCGAACUCCACAAACCAAGUCUCCAGCAUAGUCUACAGCCAAAAAAAUGCAUCAUACACCUCAGUUUUACGAUCGUAUAUCAGAAACGCUCGUUUCAAUUCUUCUGCAACGCCAAAGCCUCUACUCGUCAUAACCCCAUUGCAAGAAUCCCAUGUUCAGGCUGCUGUGAUUUGUUCCAAACAAGUUGGUUAUCAACUUAAAAUCCGUAGCGGCGGCCACGACUUUGAGGGCAUUUCGUAUAUCUCUGAAACCCCCUUUUUUAUUCUUGACAUGUUUAAUUUACGAUCAAUAAACAUUGAUAUGAACGAAGAGUCCGCUUGGGUUGAAGCUGGAGCCAUACUGGGUGAACUUUAUUACAGGAUUUGGGAGAAAAGCAAAGUGCAUGGCUUUCCUGCUGGUGUUUGCCCCACUGUUGGCGUUGGUGGGCACUUGAGUGGCGGAGGUUAUGGCAACAUGAUGCGGAGAUUUGGUUUGUCGAUUGAUAAUGUUGUUGAUGCUAAGAUUAUCGAUAUUAAGGGGAGAAUUCUUGAUAGAAAAGCAAUGGGAGAGGAUCUCUUUUGGGCACUUAGAGGAGGGGGUGGAGCCAGUUUUGGUGUUGUGUUAUCUUAUAAAAUCAAUUUGGUUCCAGUUCCUGAAACGGUUACCGUUUUCAGAGUUGAAAGGCUCCUGGAAGAGAAUGCGACGGAUGUGGCCUAUAAAUUUCAAUUUGUGGCGCCUAAAACUGAUAAUAAUUUGUUCAUGAGAAUGCUUUUGCAGCCCGUCAUACGAAACAAGAAGCAGACUGUUAGAGUUACGAUUAUGACAUUGUAUUUAGGUGGGGCGGACAGUCUUGUGUCUCUCUUGGGCAAGGAAUUUCCUCAAUUGGGGCUAAGAAAGGAAGAUUGUAGGGAGAUGAGUUGGAUUGAUUCAGCUCUUUGGUGGGCUAGUUUAGGUGUUGGUAAUCCAAAAACUCUGCUUGACAGAAAUCUCGACUCGGCUAAAUUCUUGAAGCGGAAAUCGGAUUACCUCCAGAAACCAAUUCCCAAGCGUUCCUUGAAUUUGAUAUGGAAAGUUUUGAUGGAAUUGGGAAAAACCGGAUUGGUUUUCAAUCCUUAUGGAGGGAGGAUGGAUGAAAUUCCUGAAUCAGAGACUGCAUUUCCUCAUAGAGCCGGAAACUUGUUCAAGAUACAGUACUCAGUGAAUUGGGAUUCACCUGAUAUUGAGCUUGAAAAGAACUACACAUCUCAGAUAAGAAGUCUUCACAGCUUCAUGACUCCUUUUGUGUCCAAGAAUCCAAGGAGCGCUUACUUGAACUACAGAGACCUAGAUAUUGGCAUUAAUCAUAAUGGUAAAAAUAGAUAUAAUGAAGGUAGAGUUUAUGGGGUAAAGUAUUUUAAUGAAAAUUUUGAUAGACUGGUGAAAGUGAAGACAAUUGUUGAUCCUGAAAAUUUCUUCUGGAAUGAGCAGAGUAUCCCUCCUCAACCGGGGAGGGGCAGAAGGCUCUGAAUACCUAAAGUUCAGGAUGUUGAACAUGUCAUAGUUUCUAGUUUUAUAUCAGCAAACAGAAAUAAAUAAAUUCGUACUUCUUUUACA